AAGGAGCCAGUCGCAAGAAAGGUCUUUUUGUCAUAGGCGUCGCAACCGCUCCUUUCUUGCUUGCAAAGCUGGAGAAGCGGGAGCGCGCAUGUAGCUUGGGGGAGUCGUUCCGAGGUCCCGUCAUGUAUUACAAAUUCGGCGGCUUCACGCAGAGGCUGGUUGGAGCCGGCGUUCCUGCUGCCUACUCCCCCCAGGGAUUCAAGCCAGUAGUAUCUGUGGAGUCUCCAGCUGUGAUAUUUGAUACCCCAAUUAAAGUUGCCCCAGACUCACAAAACAAAGUUGGGGGUUUGGUUAAGAACAAAGUACCAGAACUGCAGAAAUUAUUUCAGAGACCUGAUAAUAUUCCAGUACAUCUGAAACGAAGUGUUCCCGAUCGACUUCUUUACCGGACCACUAUGGCAUUAACAAUAGGAGGGGCCAUCUACUGUCUGAUAGCUCUCUAUAUGGCCACCAGUCCCAAAAGAGAGAAAUGAAUAAUGUAUGUCCAGAAAGAUUGUCAUCUAUCUUUGCUCUGAAAAGAAAGACUCACACUUAACCUUCUGCUGUUAUACUGAAGUCAUAUGAUUAAUAUAUUGCAUAUUCUUGGGUUUCAUAUUAAGUUAAAGACAAACAUAGAGUAAUUUAAGGAAUUUAGAGUAAAAUCACUACCAUGGUGGAGAAAGUGAUUAUCACCUAUGUAGUUUUGCAGAUUCCUUUGCACAACUACCAACAAAUAAAACUCAUGUAGAAUGGUUACCUUGAGGAACUUCCUAACAAUAAGGUGUGAUAACUUGAUGGUUGAUGCAGUAAGAGAGAGAAAGAUCAGAAUCUGACACUGAAGAUGUUACCAUCUGCUGAAAUUUUGGAUGUAAUUUUUGUGGAAUCAGAUUUGAUAAAGAACUAUUUUGUUCUAACCUACCACAGAACAAAAUUAUUCUGUUCAGAAUAACUGCACACUUCAUUAAUUCUGCUUCUGUCUUGCACAUUUCUUAGAAAGAGUGUUGCAUUUAAGGUUCUGGGCAGCAGAUUAAUUCCACAAUGGUUCCCUAUCACUUUGGAAAUACUUUUGUUUCAACAUUGGAAUAAGUACAUAAAAAUAAAUAAUUUAUUCCUGCAAA
Molecule: messenger RNA, 1097 nt
Organism: Notechis scutatus (mainland tiger snake)
Lineage: Eukaryota; Metazoa; Chordata; Lepidosauria; Squamata; Elapidae
Gene: COX7A2L
Product: cytochrome c oxidase subunit 7A2 like
Biological process (GO): regulation of oxidative phosphorylation; mitochondrial respirasome assembly; mitochondrial electron transport, cytochrome c to oxygen
Cellular component (GO): respiratory chain complex IV
Source: RefSeq, a predicted model, not a curated record